Molecule: messenger RNA, 333 nt
Organism: Sebastes umbrosus (honeycomb rockfish)
Lineage: Eukaryota; Metazoa; Chordata; Actinopteri; Perciformes; Sebastidae
Product: guanylin-like
Exons: 3
Coding region: 1-333 (110 amino acids)
Cellular component (GO): extracellular region
Molecular function (GO): guanylate cyclase activator activity
Source: RefSeq, a predicted model, not a curated record
AUGAGAGUGCUCGGAGUCAGUGUCCUUGUCGUGGUGCUGUGUGUGUGCAGAGGAGCUCUGGGUGUGCAGGUUAAAGUUGGAGACAGGAGCUUCCCCUUGGAGGCCGUGAAGCAGCUGAAGGAGCUGAUGGAUUUAGACCACACCGUUAACCCUCGCCUCGCUGAGACCAGCGCUGUAGCCAUCUGCACCGACCCUGUCCUGCCGCAGGUCUUUCGGCCAGUGUGUCAAGGGAGAGGAGCGGGCGUUGUUUUCUCCAAACUGGUGUUUAUCAUCACGUCUUCGGAUCCCUGUGAAAUAUGUGCCAACCCCUCCUGUUCUGGGUGUCUGAACUGA